Contarinia nasturtii (swede midge) is the source of this 1505-nucleotide messenger RNA. RefSeq lists its product as uncharacterized. The record is from RefSeq and is a predicted model, not a curated record. Lineage: Eukaryota; Metazoa; Arthropoda; Insecta; Diptera; Cecidomyiidae. The coding region runs from base 129 to 1436 and encodes 435 amino acids. Gene Ontology annotation, molecular function: sequence-specific DNA binding. The transcript has a single exon.
GAAAUUGUGUACACUGUUUGUGUGUGUUGUGUGUUCAAACUAAACUAAAUGUAUAUUCGGUAUUUUCAAAAUUGAAUUUUAUUUCGUCUGAUUUUGCUGAAAACAAAAGAAAAUAUACGUGAUUAACGAUGGGUGGUUGUCGAUGCACAUUUCGUGAUUGUUCAAAUAAUACAAUCAAUUCACCUGGAAAGCAUUUUUUUCAUUUUCCAUUUAAAGAUAACGUCCGAUGCAAAAAAUGGGCCUUAAAUUCGGAAAAAGUAUUAUUCUUGCGAUUACCAUGGACACAAUUAAGAAACAAAACUGUUUGCGAAGAUCAUUUUAUUGAUUCGUGUUUUAUGAAUUUCAAAAAAGAACGUUUGGUGAAAACAGCCGUUCCGACAUUGUAUCAAGAAGAUAAUGGAAAUAUUAUUGAAAUUAAAAUGGACAAUGAUCGAUUUGCUUCAUUGGAAUACAGUUUUAAUGAAAAGGGCGUCGAUCAAAAGACAAUUGAUUUACCAGAUUCGUGGCAAACCAUUCAUUUCAAUUUGUCGGUUAAUGAAGCUGCAAAUGCCGAUGAUGAUUACAAUACAACUGUUGUAAGUGAUUCAAGCGUUAGCGAAACAUUGGAUCUAAAACCAACAACAAUCCACGCCAACGUAUUGAACGACACAAAACCAAUUGUAUUGAAUCGAGUUUGUAUGAAAGGUAGCUUACCCGCAAAACAUUUUUCAGUUCGAAAUGUUCAGGAAAAACCAAUUAUCAAACGGCCCAACUAUAUUGCCGAUGAGAAUACCGGAACAACUUAUUUGAAACCCAUAAAACGAAUCAAAACGGAGGGAGCGGUUAGUCGAACAUACGGAAAAUCAAGCCAAAAUAAUUCCACAUCAUUAACGGAUGCACAGGAAUCGGGAAGCUCAUCACCAAACAUCGAUUAUGGAUGCACUAACCAUGAUCGUUCAGAUGCACUAACCGUGAAUUUAAUUGAGAAAAUCAAUCACAUUGAAGAGCGUGAUGCAAAUAAAGUUGAUAAAUCACUUUACAUGAAAAUGAUGGCCGACCACGCAAAACAAAUUGAAGACCUUAAACAACUGCUGACGGAUAAGUUAAGUGAAAAAAGAGAUACUCAGAAUCAAGGUUAUUCAUCGGCCUCAUCUUCUACCGAUGCACGGCAAAUUCGCAUGGAAAAAGGGCCCGCAAUGACAAAGGUUCAAUUAUUUAAUGGAAUUCGCAAGUAUUUAAAUCCAACAAUGGUUGCAUUGCUUCGUAUGGAAAUGUUCGGCAGUUCGGAACGUGAAUAUCGAGCCGAUGAAAAGCAGCUGUCCAAAGAGCUGUAUAAUUUAAAUCAAAGUGUAUACGAUUUUAUGCGAGAUGAAUGGCGUUUCCGUUUACCACCAAAAGCUGACGUUGAAGAAUGGCUUAAAAGUCCAGAUGAAGAAGAAACAUGGGAUUUAUGCUAAUCAUACAAUGAUUUUUAGAUAGGAUAGAUGCGAAAGAUCUCCGCAAGAUCCAGAUCCAAGCGUGCGUAC